GCGACGGUCGUUGGCGAUUUGGAGGUUUUGAUUAUUUAUUCCAUAAGCUUAAGCUACCUACUAGAUAGGGACAUAUCGUCUUCUUUCAUCAGCAAACAUCUCACAAAAAUCUUACCCUAGGAUCCAACAAUCUAACUAACCAACAUAACCAAUUCAUACCAAAUGGGGCUAUCCAAGGAAGAAGAGGCCAAAGGCGAGGCCCUACCCGCCUACUCGGAAUUCGCCAGCCCCGGGACCUCUAUCCCGAGCCAACCAGAAGCCUCCACUUCCACUCCCGCUUCCGCUUCCGCUUCCGCAUCUACAUCCGCACCCGCACCCGUCCACGGCCCAACCCUCGCCUCCCCCUUCAACUUCCCCUCCGACUCCGACCUCCCCGCCUACACCACCACAUCCUCAACCCCCACCAUCCUCAAACCCCUCGCCAUCCCGCAAAUCCUCCCCGACCCCAAAGCCCCCUUCCUAGAAGCCUACACCCCGCUCCUCCUGCGCCACGGCGUAACCCGCGAAACCUGGUCCGCCUUCCUACACACCUUAUCCGGGUUCCUCGCCUCCACGGUCUCCGACCAAGCCGUCAGCCACGCGGCGCGCGUCGCGCGACACGUAGGCCAGGUGCCCAAAAGAUUCGGCAAGGAGACCCUCGCGCACGCGAAGAACACGGGCCGCGCGAUCGCGGACACGGCGCGCAAGGGCAAUUACGUCGGCGCCGCCGCGCAGACCGUGCUCGUGGGCGGCGUGUGGCUGCCCGUUGCGACGGCCGUCCGCGCUAUCGGCGCUGCGGUGCAGCUGCCGUUUGCGGCUGUGGGCGCGGCGGCGGAGAACCCGCGGACGCCGCGCGAGAGGGCGGAUGCGUAUGUGCGCGCUGCGAAUAGGGAGUGGUUGAGCCGGCGCGGGCUUGAGGCGAGGCUGUUGGAGACGCCGGAGCUGGCGAUGGAGCUCGGGUUAGGAGGAGGGGUGGAGGAGUUGCUGGGGUUGGUGAGGGAGGCUAAGGAUAAUAGUGCGAAGGCGAGGUUGGAGGCGCUGGGCGCGCGGGUGGCGGAGCUGGAGGUCAGAGAGCCGGCGGACUUGGAGUUGGGUGCUGGGACGUUCUGGUUGGUUGUUACACAGAUGUCGGGGGAUGGGGAGAGCGAUCGGGAUAGUGAGAGGGGGAAAGGGAAGGGGAAGGGGAAGGGAAGUGAGUGGUAAGGGUAUGCAUAGGUAGCCUGGAAGAUUUACGGGUGGAAUUUUGGGGAAAAAGGCAAUAGAGGUACCGGUGGAUCUAUGGCACACGUUUGGAAUUUACAGGAAGGGUAUUCAGGUUGAGAUGGCGCUUUGGAGCAAGGAUGAUCAAUUUAUACACGGAGCACUUAUUAGGAUACCUGUGGCUUUGCGUAUUUGCCACUUGUUGAGAUGGGAUAUGGCUAGGUAGUUGCAGGGUUAUAAUACCCUUUUUCUACCAUCAAUUUCCCGAGCUGUAUAAACGGCCAAUUCGGAAGUGGAAAGUAGCUCUUUUAGUUCUGUGUAAAGGGUAUUUUCUUCCUUGUUGUUGAAAGAACCCAGGAGUUAAUAGCCAGAGUUGCCUGCUUCUUCGUAGUGAGUCUCUUGUAUCUACCCCUGACUAGAGAUGACUAAUAGCUAGCACUUCCCCUACCACUCGUAUGUAUGAUAUCAACUUUAUUCUCAAUAUCAUUCCGAAUCAUGCAGAUGGAAUAAAUUUUCGAGACUUAAGUUCAUCGCUCCCUAGAAUAUCACCUCAAGCUCAAUUCGAACUCAGAAAUGGUAGAAACAGUAUAAAUUUAGCAACUCUAUCCACACCCUAAUACUCCUAGUGUA
Molecule: messenger RNA, 1809 nt
Organism: Annulohypoxylon truncatum
Lineage: Eukaryota; Fungi; Ascomycota; Sordariomycetes; Xylariales; Hypoxylaceae
Exons: 1
Coding region: 163-1182 (339 amino acids)
Source: RefSeq, a predicted model, not a curated record